This is a messenger RNA of Eruca vesicaria subsp. sativa (arugula), 207 nucleotides long. The record is from the annotation of a GenBank genome assembly. Lineage: Eukaryota; Viridiplantae; Streptophyta; Magnoliopsida; Brassicales; Brassicaceae.
AUGUUAGCUUACCAUCAGAUAAAGCCUGAAGACUCCACAAUGCUUAUUCAUAAGACUUCGGAAUACGUGAUGAAAAUACUAACAACCAGCGUUGUCGACAUAAACUCUGAUAAUGAAAUUACUCUAACAAUCAUGGACAACAACCCAGACGCAGCUGCAAGACUUGACGUCGACCUUAUCAUAACCGACCUUCAGGGAACUACAUGA